Westerdykella ornata is the source of this 1312-nucleotide messenger RNA. Its product is annotated as UDP-glucose 4-epimerase. The record is from RefSeq and is a predicted model, not a curated record. Gene Ontology annotation, biological process: beta-D-galactose catabolic process via UDP-galactose, Leloir pathway. NCBI's taxonomy places the organism in Eukaryota, Fungi, Ascomycota, Dothideomycetes, Pleosporales, Sporormiaceae. Gene Ontology annotation, cellular component: cytosol. The transcript has 4 exons. Gene Ontology annotation, molecular function: UDP-glucose 4-epimerase activity. Bases 95 to 1204 code for a protein of 369 amino acids.
CGGUGGCAUUCUUCAACCUCGCACUUCCACCUGUCUCUAACCUUUACCAGACACAUCUCCUUCGAAUCAGCGUCUUCAGCAAACCCAAUUCGCAAUGGUCGUCGGAUCGGUCCUCGUCACUGGUGGAACAGGCUACAUUGGCUCCUUUACGGCCUUGGCUCUUCUAGAGGCCGACUACAAGGUCGUCAUUGUUGAUAAUCUCUACAACUCUUCAAAAGAAGUCAUCAACCGCAUUGAGCUCAUCUGCGGAAAACGCCCAGUGUUUUAUGAAUUGGAUAUCACGGAUGAGGCCGCUCUCGACAAGGUGUUUGACGAGCAUCCGGACAUUGACAAUGUCAUCCACUUCGCUGCAUUGAAGGCCGUCGGAGAGUCUGGGGAGAUUCCUCUGGAAUACUAUCGCGUCAAUGUUGGAGGCAGCAUCUCGCUCCUCCGAUCCAUGACUAGGCACAAUGUCACCAACAUUGUCUUUUCGUCUUCUGCGACUGUUUAUGGCGACGCUACACGCUUCCCAAACAUGAUUCCCAUUCCGGAGCACUGCCCCAUUGGCCCCACCAACACCUAUGGACGCACCAAGUCCACUGUGGAGUUGAUCAUUACCGAUCACAUUGAAGCACAGCGCAACAAUGCCCGCAAGGCUGGCACGUCCGGAGAGCAGUGGAACGGUGCUCUGUUGAGAUACUUCAACCCUGCUGGUGCUCACCCCAGUGGUAUCAUGGGCGAGAACCCUCUGGGUGUCCCGUACAACCUCCUUCCCCUUCUCGCUCAGGUCGCAAUCGGCAAGCGGGAUAAGCUUCUCGUGUUUGGAGAUGACUACAAAUCGAGAGACGGAACUGCCAUCCGAGACUACAUUCACGUGCUCGACCUCGCCAAGGGCCAUCUAGUGGCACUGAAUUACCUCCGUGAGCACCACCCGGGCGUCAAGGCAUGGAACUUGGGUUCAGGCCGCGGCUCAACUGUUUUCGAGAUGAUCAAGGCGUUCAGCACGGUGGUCGGUCGCGACCUCCCCUAUGAGGUGGUGGAACGCCGGCAGGGCGACGUCCUGGAUCUCACUGCCAACCCUUCCCUGGCGAACCAGGAGCUCAAGUGGAAGACGGAGCUCACUCUGGAGGAUGCAUGUGCGGAUUUGUGGAAGUGGACGAAGAACAACCCGGAAGGCUACAAUCAAGAGCCUCCCAAGGAGUUCGUUGAUGCUCUCAGGAAUUAACUGAGCACGGCGAGACAGACAUGAGCCAUGAUGAUGCCCGUCGAGGCUACCAAAAACGUUCAUAAUAAUGAUGUGCAUAAUCAAAUGGAUGAGACCGAUGCGGUUGGG